Leptidea sinapis is the source of this 4232-nucleotide messenger RNA. Its product is annotated as arrestin domain-containing protein 17. The coding region runs from base 131 to 1408 and encodes 425 amino acids. Gene Ontology annotation, biological process: protein transport. Gene Ontology annotation, cellular component: cytoplasm. The transcript is spliced from 8 exons. The record is from RefSeq and is a predicted model, not a curated record. NCBI's taxonomy places the organism in Eukaryota, Metazoa, Arthropoda, Insecta, Lepidoptera, Pieridae.
AGAUUUAUAAUUUUCUAAAGCGAAGUAUUAAGUAGCGACUAGCGGUAGAGAUAGAUUAACUUAAACUUCGAAGUAGUCUCAUCAAUAAUUGCUGUUUAUUUAUUGUAUUUCAUUUUUUAUGUGAAAAACGAUGGGAAUAAAAGAAGCCAAUAUAUAUCUAGAUAAUCAGUGGAAUACAUAUUAUGCAGGUCAAACAGUAAACGGACGAAUUGAAUAUGUAUUUGAUAGUCCAAAAAAAGUAAGAGGUAUUCAUGUGAAGUUUAAAGGGGAAGCCCAUACAGAAUGGAGUGAAAGUAAACAGGAGGAAGACUCACAGGGAAAAAGUCAGUCCUCGGAUACACUCCACACUGGAAAUGAAGAGUAUUUUCAAAUAUCCUACUAUCUUCUUGGUAACAAUUCAGGAGGUGAGAUUGAAAUACCAGCAGGCAAACAAGUAUAUAAUUUUACUUGCGCCCUGCCUCCUGUUCUCCCAUCUUCAUUUGAGGGAGAGUAUGGAUAUGUGAGAUAUACUAUUAAAGUAGUGCUAGAUCGUCCGUGGAAGUUUGAUCAGGAAACUAAAAUGGCCUUCACCAUUAUCAACACAUUGGAUUUGAAUCUCAACCCUUCCUAUAAAGAACCAAUACAUUUCCAAAUGGAGAAGACAUUCUGUUGUUUUUGUUGUGCAUCUCUGCCUCUAUCGGUGGAUGUCAGGGCGCCUGUGUCUGGGUACUGCCCAGGUCAAGUGAUACCUUUGACUGUGGAUAUUGAGAAUAAGAGUAAUGUGCAACUCCAUCUUGUAAAAGUAUUCUUGAGAAAGGUGGUUACCUAUCGAACAACAUCUCCAUCUACAGCGAUUAAGAAAUGUAAAGAUAUAAUUGUAACUAUUCAAGAGGGGCCAGUACCUGCUGGUAUAACAAAACAAUAUCUAAUGAACAUAGAGGUACCUCCGAUGCCGCCCUCCAACCUUGUCAACUGUAGCAUCAUCGACUUGGACUAUGACCUUAAGGUGGUGUGUGCAGUCUCUGGUAUGCAUUUGAACCUGAAAGACAGGAAGUAUGUGACAAUAGGCACCGUGCCACUGGUGGGAAUGGCGGGCCAAACUCCGUCCGCUCCGCCUCUCACUUCCGGAGACAACUCACCUGCAGUGCUGCCUGUUGGACCUGGGCAACCAGCUCAGCCGAUGGCUCCGACUGGCAGCGGUGAAGUCCCACCAGGGGGCUGGGUCGUUCCUGGCUCUGUUCCAGCUCAACCGCCAUUCCAAUCUCUGUAUCCAUCAUUAUCUGAGCCUGUGUACAAGGAAUCAAACUAUUCAGCCAGAACCAUACAGGACCGUAACGAGAGCAGCCACAUGGCCAUCACCGGGCCAGCUAACUUUGCGCCCUACUAUCCAACAUACGCGGCUGUACAACCUCCGCCAUUACCCCAAUAACUUUACAUUACUAACUUUUCAAUGCGGCCAAAACACAUCAUAUAAAAUUAUAUAAUCUUAUUUUAUUAUUACUUGCCGCUUAAUAUGUUAUUCUAUUAUUAUUUUAAAGGACGCGUGUGAACUGUAGAUUUAUUUUUACAUUAGGUUUGCUGUAGACUACUGAUAAACAUCAGUAAAUGGUUUUGAACUUCAUAAUAAAUACUACUGUCUCAACUCCUAUCAACCGCAGUCCUUCUGAAAGUGUGAACCUGCAAAUGCCACGAAAUGUCGGGUUAAAUAAAAAUGUAAGUUUUACUCAAAAACCUAAUGUUUAAGUAUAAAGCUGAUGUUUACGUAAAAACCUAAUGUUUACGUUAAUACCUAAUAUUUGCGUAAAAAAAUACAGCUACAGCUACACGAGUUUUAAUACUCUUAAAAGUGUUUUAUUCAAAUAAACGUGUAACACUCGCUUUAAUAAAAAAAAUGCUAUACACAGUUAUAUUCUGGAUGACCUAUUUACACAUAAUGAGCUUAUAAAUUUGUUUUAGGAAUUAAUGUAGCACAAUUAGGUAUCAGGAGAUAAUCGCUAAGCUCCAUGUUAAUAAUUAAAGUCCAAUUUUAUAGACUUAAAACUUAGACGUAUAAAAACGUCUAGAUAGAGCUUCUUGCUGCUAGACAAUCGAUGUAUACAGGCCAGGUUUAUUGCUUUAGUGUGCGUGACAAGCUACGUUUUACACUCGCGAUUGUAUGUCAUUUUGUGUUAGUCGCUCAAAAUAGAAGUUACCAGUCAACCUCAAUUUUUUUUGUUUAUUUAUAUAUAUAAUAUAUUUAUAAUUAAACUUGUUGACAUGUUGUCUAUGAAUUCGGUCUUUAUCAAUAACUGACGUUUGAGUACUUAUCAAAGUAAAUUUAGAAAUCAAUACUAUAAUAAAAUAUAGAACAAUGGUUCCCAUCACUUUCAUUUACUGUCUUUAAUACUCUAAAGUCUAAUAUCAUUAAUUAUUUAUAUGUUUCGUCAUAGAACUUAUCAAAGUAUGAAAUAUUUAUAUUUAAAAUAAUUUAUUCUAUGCAUUCAGAUGAAAACAUUUUAAAACAUCACAAUUUUUUUCUUUUUUUCAUAUCUUAAACAAUUUCAAUGUCUGUACCUAGUUUUAUAUUAUGUUGUUAUCUUAUGUUUUCGUCAUCGUCUGCUUAUUUUAUUUGUACUAUUAUUUAUAGAUCAUAAUCUCCGUCCAGAAAAUCUUAAUUAUCUAUUGGAUAUACAUUUGAAAUUAAACUUUAUUUUUUGAUUUCACUCGAAUCUGUGAAUUACUCGGAAACAAGGUUAUAUUAAAGAUAUAAAACUGUUGGUAUUUAUUAAUGUAGGUGCAAUAUCUAAAUGCAUUUAAAUAAUGAUGUAAUAAUAUGAUGCAGUUUGCAAAAAAAAAAUAUUUAGUAAUCAUAUGAUAUGUUAUGGUAAUGAUCAAAAUAAUAACCACACAACACAUUGACACACACUUAAAAAGUGAUGGAUUAUAUAUAUAUAUAUAUAUAUAUAUAUAAGGUAAUAUGGAUGGAUAUUACAGCUAGGAUGGAACAAAUAUAAUACAGCUAACUGGAGAUAGCUGUCACAGUGAAACUUUCUCUGAACAAAUGUUACUGCUGCCCUUCUUCUUGGUCGCAAUUUUCAUUUCUGAAGGUCGUGCCCGUACUUCAAAGUUUUCGUAACGUUGGUCUCUAAAGCCUUCCACGCGAUUCGGUCCUCGGCCUUCCUUAUUGCAGUCAAAGUGUUAGGCCAGUGAGUUUUUUUAUGACUGUAAGGGUUAAGACGAGCAAGAAGUUCAGCUGAUGGUAAUUGAUACGCCCUGCCCAUUACUAUGCAGUGCCGCUCAGGAUUCUUGAAAAACCCCAAAAAUUCUGAACGGCACUACAAUAAUUGCGCUCGUCACCUUGAGACAUAAGAUGUUAAGUCUCGUAUGCCCAGUAGUUUCACUAGCUACGGCGCCUUUCAGACCGGAACACAGAAAUGUUUACACAUUACUGCUUCACGGCAGAAAUAGGCGCCGUUGUUCUUUACAAAGCAGCCUCCCACUGGUGUCGUGAUCGUCUGCGUGGUCUUUUGCCCUCCACCUUGCCUAUGACUAUCAGUUCCUUUAAUUUACUGGAAAGGCGUCGGGCAAUGUGGCCAAAAUACCCCAAGAUUUAAGAUUUUUUGAUUGCAGAUUGUGGACAAUUUAGUGUUAAUGCGACUACUGCUCUAUUUUGACAUUAUUCUGACGUGUGUAAGAAAUCUGUGUGAAACAGUCAUUUGCACAAAAAAAAAAUUAAGUUAAGAUUUGAUAUUGUUUAUAAUCUCAGAAAAAAGAAGAUAAGCUUUUUGACUAUUUUUAGAUUUACAAACUAUUUAUUGGAUGUUUUUUAUUUAUAAUUAUUAACAUCGACCUUAAAACUUAUAUAUAAGCCUAAUAAAAGAACAAUGCUUUCGGAUAUUGGAAAAAUAGAUCUUAAUAAUAAGUUUCCUGUACCCAUUCUUCUCAGGUAUGAGGUAUACUUUUUCGAAUGGGUGGUAUUUUUUGACUUUCAAUAAGUGUAAUCAUAUCCUAUUUUGAUUGAUAAUAUUUGAAUUGAUAUAAAUGUACAGGUAAGAAUGCUUUUUACCAUAUAUUAUGAUUGUUACCUGAUCAAUAAGCAUUUAUACCCCCCCAUACUGAAAUGUAUGCAUUGUGAAUACUUAUUUAUAGGUAUUAGUACCUAGUGUACCUACUGGUUUAUAAGGUCGAUAGUUAACAGAGUUGAUGGUAGCUAUAAUCCUAAUACCUUCUAUAUAAUGUUUUGAUAUUAUUAUAAUAUGUUAUUGUAUUUAUAA